GACAUGUCGGUACAUAUCCGAAAUGGUACAUUUACAUCGGAAAUGCUCCAACAACCAUGAUCGAUGUUCGAAUUAAUCGAUAUAACUGAUCAUCGAUCAACCGUAAACCCACCCGAUAUGAAUUACCGACAUACGGGUCCAUCUCUUAGCGUACCGAUAUGAAUAGAUUUGAAAAUGUGAAACUUCCCUGCCCUAUAUAGCUCAGCCAAAAAUCGCCGCUUCGCUAUUCACCACUUCCAUCGUUAUCAAUUUCACCAUUUGCUGUAGAAGCAAGUUAAUCCACAGCUAAAUUAGAAUCUUUCAGCUUUGGAAUUUAGCUGAUUCUGUUCUGGACUGAUUGUUUUUUGGGUUUUGUUUUGGUUGUUGGUUGUUUUCUGCAGAAUGUGUUACUGCAGUUGUGUUUUGCUAUAGUUUUGCUGAUCUUUUGUUUUGGAUGUAAUGUUGGUACUUUGAUUGUGUGGUGAUUUUCUCCGCUUCGCUAUUCACCUUCAAAAUAUGGCUUUCUCGUUCUGGUUAUGUCGUCUACGUUCCUCAAAAGGUUUCAGUUACUCAAAGAGCCGAAGCUCGCGUUCCCAGAAUCAUGUAACUCCAAAAGGACGGGUACCCAGGCAUGUCUUCAACUCCAAUAGCUCAAGACUCAGACACCCAUUCCUGUCGCUGAUUCCUACGGCCCUUGCAGUCUCAGCUGCAGCACUUGCCCUUCAGUGCCCACCAAACCUUUCGGCCAAUUGCAGCCCGCAUCAUGAGCCUUCUGAGGAUCAGUAUCAUUCCGAUACUGAUGUGAGUCUCUUCAGUUUUAAUCAGUAUCAUUCCGAUACUAAUACUGCUAAGCAUGUGAAUCGAUCGAUGCAGAAUUAUGAUAAUCAACAGCAUGGAUCACCGCUGGGAGGGUCGUCCUUUGCGGGCUCAACUUCAGCACUUGCCCUUCAAUACCCACCAAACCUUUCAUCCAGCCAGUAUCAUCAGCCUCCUGAGAAUCUGCAGUAUCAUUCCGGUACUAAUACUACUAAGCAUGUGAAUCGAUCGAUGCAGAAUUAUGAUAAUCAACAGCAUGGAUCACCGCUGCAAGGGUCGUCCUUUGCGGGCUCAACUUCAGCACUUGCCCUUCAAUACCCACCAAACCUUUCAUCCAGCCAGUAUCAUCAGCCUCCUGAGAAUCUGCAGUAUCAUUCCGGUACUAAUACUACUAAGCAUGUGAAUCGAUCGAUGCAGAAUUAUGAUAAUCAACAGCAUGGAUCACCGCUGCAAGGGUCGUCCUUUGCGGGCUCAACUUCAGCACUUGCCCUUCAAUACCCACCAAACCUUUCAUCCAGCCAGUAUCAUCAGCCUCCUGAGAAUCUGCAGUAUCAUUCCGGUACUAAUACUACUAAGCAUGUGAAUCGAUCGAUGCAGAAUUAUGAUAAUCAACAGCAUGGAUCACCGCUGCAAGGGUCGUCCUUUGCGGGCUCAACUUCAGCACUUGCCCUUCAAUACCCACCAAACCUUUCAUCCAGCCAGUAUCAUCAGCCUUCUGAGGAUCAGUAUCAUUCCGAUAGUAAUAAUUAUUAUUAUCCACAGCAUGGAUCACCGCUGCGAGACGGUUGGGAUGGUGAUGAAUUUCCGGAAUGGAUUUGGAGUUUUCUGGGUGGUCAAGAUACAGCGGCUACUCCUAAUAAUGAGGAUUCAAAUGAAGGAGAGGCGCACAAGAAUGCAGAUAAGACAAAGCGGGGUAGACGAAGGACCUCUAUUGUGUGGGAACAUUUUAAAGAAAGUUUCAAGGAUGGUGCAAAAAGGAUUAUAUGCAACUCGUGUCACACUGAAUUCCCCCCAUCAGAAUCAGGCAGUACAGGCCACUUGCACCUGCACCUGAAAAAGUGUGGCAAUAACGAAGAUUCAAAAAAUAAGCAGAAGGGUGAUGAUGAGGAUACGCCUUCUAAUUGCUCCAUUGGUACGUCUACCCGUAAGCGUUCUCGGACUAAAAAAGAUGAUGCGCUUCCCCGCAUUGGCACUCAUUCUAUUAUGGUUGAACGCGGGGUCUCGUGGUCAGACAUCAUGGAUCCUACUUACAAAUUUAUCUACAAAAUUUUUAAAAAAAAUGAGUGGCUGAGUCUUUUUGAUCAUGUCACUGUCUAUCCACGCCUUGUUCAGGAAUUUUACCACAACAUGUACCCCAUCAAUUGCGACUCAUCUCACUUUUACACCAAAGUGUCCGGCACCCAACUGCACAUUACUUCCAAAUUGAUAAAUGAAGUCACAAAAAUUCCUCUCACCUCUGAUGGAAACACUCCUUUUACAAAAUUCGUUCUUCCGCCUUCCAAUGCUGAACUUAAGGAAUGUGUUCAUCCCCAUUUUGAGUAUGAGUGGGAGAAAAACCAGAAUAAGAUUCCUAUUAGUUAUCUGCCGAAUCAGAAUCGUUUAUUGGCCCUGAUCGUCAUGCAGAACAUUUGGCCUAUCUCUUGCAAUAGUUAUGUUCCUCUUGAUCAUGCUCAACUGAUUUAUGCCAUCAUCAAUCAUAUUUCUUUCUGUCUUUGCAAGCACAUGGUGAUGACCAUGAUUAAGGCCCAUCAAGAUAACACCAUUGCCUUACCUUUUGGUGGUCUUAUCACUAAAAUACUCCAGGCCAAACUAUCAUCCAUUCCUCCCACUGAACUCGUCAUGUUUUCUGAAGAGGAUUUCGGCAAAGCUCUCGUGAUGAAGUUCAAUGAUCAACUUCAACAGGUUCAUGCGGUCGAUGAGCCUGCUCCUCUAGCUCCUCCAGCUCCUUCGGCUUCUUCUUCCUCUAGGCCUUCCAAUGCAGAUGUUUUGCUUUAGAUGAAUUGCUUCUCAGACAUUAUCAAGACUGAAGUUGAAAAAUUGAAGGAAGGUUAUCAAAGAGAUAGAUUGAAGUCGUAAGCGGAAGUGUUAUGCAAAAGGCUUGUAUAGACAGGUUUGCAUAAUAUAGGCUAGACAAUAAUUAUUAUUGUGAAUUACUUUCUCUUGGAAGCCCCAUAUUUAUAAUUGUUCGUAGAUGUUAAUGUUGAGGAUGCUUAA
This is a messenger RNA of Alnus glutinosa, 3009 nucleotides long. RefSeq lists its product as uncharacterized. The record is from RefSeq and is a predicted model, not a curated record. The transcript has 13 exons. Bases 496 to 2790 code for a protein of 764 amino acids. Lineage: Eukaryota; Viridiplantae; Streptophyta; Magnoliopsida; Fagales; Betulaceae. Gene Ontology annotation, molecular function: DNA binding.